AUGCCUGUGAUGCCUGUGCUGGAUGGAUUACGAUAUGGGGAGCCAGUGGAUGGCAGUCCUAGUCCCAACCAUAUCCAGCGCCAGAAGAUUGUAAUAGUUGGGCUUGGAAUGGUGGCUAUUUCACUCAUCGAGAAGAUUAUCAAACAGGAUACGGAAAGAAAAUACGACAUCGUCGUCAUCGGCGAAGAGUCCCACGUAGCAUACAACCGUGUCGGACUUUCGACGUUUUUCGAACAUCGCAAGAUCGAGGAUCUAUACCUCAAUCCAGCGGAAUGGUACGACUCGUUCAAAGAACGAGCAUUCAACUACCACCUCAACACACGAGUAACAGCAAUCAAUCCCGCGGAGAAAACAGUCCAAACAUCCACCGGUGUCACAACAUCUUAUGACAUCCUCGUCCUCGCAACAGGCUCCGAUGCCACCCUCCCAACACACACACCCGGCUACGAUGCCAAGGGCGUCUUUGUAUAUCGGACCAUCUCAGAUCUAGAACGCCUUAUCGACUUCGCGGCCCAGCAUAAAGGCCAAACGGCCGUUACAGUCGGGGGUGGACUGCUAGGCUUAGAAGCUGCGAAGGCGAUGACAGAUCUAGAGGACUUCGGAAAUGUCAAAUUGAUCGAUCGGAAUAAAUGGGUGCUGGCGCGACAACUCGAUGGAGAUGCCGGGACGUUGGUAACUCGCAAGAUUAGGGAGUUAGGACUUGAUGUUCUCCACCAGAAGCGGGUGAAGAUUGUUCAUACAGACGACGAAAAUAAUGUGAUCGGAAUUACAUUCGAGGAUGGCGAAAGGAUCGACUGCUGCUGUAUUUGUUUUGCGAUUGGAGUUCAACCUCGAGAUGAGCUGGGUCGAGACAUUGGAAUCCAGUGUGGUGAGCGCGGUGGAUUCGUGAUCGAUGAAAGUCUGCAAACCUCGAUCCCAGAUAUAUACGCCGUCGGAGAAUGCGCAAGCUGGGAGAACCAGACAUUCGGAAUCAUUGCCCCGGGAAUUGAAAUGGCCGAUGUGCUCGCCUUCAACCUGACCAACCCGGAUAAACAGCCCAAGAGUUUCACACGGCCGGAUCUCAGCACAAAGCUGAAGCUGCUCGGGGUUGAUGUCGCUAGUUUCGGUGACUUUUUUGCCGACAGGGACGGGCCAAAGUUCCUUCCCGGUCGUCGACCUUCCAUUGCCCCUGGCUUGGGAGGGGAUACUUCACGAGAGGAACCUCCUGUCAAGGCCUUGACAUAUAAGGACCCCUUCAGUGGAGUGUAUAAGAAGUAUUUGUUCACCAUGGACGGCAAAUUCUUGCUUGGUGGGAUGAUGAUUGGAGAUACCAAAGACUAUCUGAAGCUGAAUCAGAUGGUUAAGCUACAGAAAGAACUCGAGGGUUCCCCCGAGUCAAUUCAUCCUUGGUGCACAGAAUGGUGGGGAGGAAAAUGCGGACGACCUAUCUGUUCAUGCCACAAUGUCACCAAGGGAGACGUGGUAGAUAAUGUGAAGAACGGCACAUGCACAACAAUUGCACAGGUCAAGUCUUGCACGAAAGCAGGAACAGGCUGUGGUGGUUGCAUGCCUCUUGUUCAGUCAAUUUUCAACAAGACAAUGCUCGAAAUGGGACAAGAGGUAUCAAACAACCUGUGCUCACAUAUCCCCUACUCCCGAGCCGAUCUAUACAAUAUUGUUGCGAUCAAGCAACUGAAAUCCUUCGUCGAUAUCAUGAAAGAAGUCGGGAAGAAUCCAGAAUCUCUCGGCUGCGAACUCUGCAAGCCCGCUAUUGCAUCCAUUCUAUCCAGUCUGUUCAAUCCGCACAUCAUGGACAAGGGAGUCAACGACUUGCAGGAAACAAACGACAAGUUCCUUGCCAACAUCCAAAGAAACGGCACAUUCUCUGUGGUACCCCGAAUCCCAGGUGGUGAAAUCACAGCCGAUAAGCUCAUUGCUAUUGGUUCCGUAGCCAAGAAAUACGGCCUUUAUUGCAAAAUCACCGGUGCCCAGCGCAUCGACAUGUUUGGUGCGAAGAAGCAGGAUCUUCUGAAUAUCUGGACGGAACUCGUAGAUGCGGGUAUGGAGAGUGGACACGCCUAUGCAAAGGCUCUUCGAGCAAUCAAGAGUUGCGUUGGAACCACAUGGUGUCGUUUCGGUGUGGGUGACAGUGUCGGCAUGGCAAUUCGACUGGAAGAGCGAUACAAGAGUAUUCGUGCGCCACACAAGUUCAAGGGAGCUGUAUCUGGCUGCGUGCGAGAAUGUGCCGAGGCCCAAAACAAAGACUUCGGACUUAUUGCCACGGAAACCGGGUUCAACAUCUUUGUUGGAGGCAACGGAGGUGCAAAACCCAGACACGCCGAACUCCUCGCUACAGAUGUACCACCGGAGAUGGUGAUGCCUAUAAUCGACCGCUACUUGAUCUUCUACAUCCGCACCGCCGACAAACUGCAGCGAACAGCACGAUGGAUCGAGAAUCUCCCCGGCGGGAUCAAGUACCUCAAAGAAGUGAUCGUGGAUGACAAACUCGGAAUCUGCGCCGACAUGGAAAGGCAAAUGCACGAACUAGUCGAUAGUUACUUCUGCGAGUGGACCGAGACCGUCAAAGAUCCCAAGCGCCGAAAAGUCUUCCAACAAUUCUCCAACACAGACGAAACCGUCGAGACGGUAGAAGUCAUCCAAGAACGAUCUCAGCAACGACCCACAUACUGGCCCAAGGAUACUGCCGAGCGCGAGGAUUUCAAAGGCCACAAGUGGUCAAGUGUCUCCUGGCAGCCGGUUGUCCGAGCAGAUCAUUUCUCCGACGAGCCGCCUCAAGUCUCAUCGGCGAAUGUCAAGCGCGGAGAUACACAGCUUGCUGUCUUCAAGAUCAAGGGCAAGUUCUAUGCGACGCAGCAGAUGUGUCCACACAAGCGAGCUUUUGUUCUUUCUGAUGGUCUUGUUGGUGAUGACGAUGCUGGGAAAUAUUGGGUGUCGUGUCCGUAUCACAAGCGCAACUUUGAGCUCAACGGUGAGCAGGCGGGUCGGUGCUCAAAUGAUGAGAGUAUGAAUAUUGCUACGUUCCCUGUUGAGGAGAGGGAUGAUGGCUGGGUAUAUCUCAAGCUUCCGCCGAUUGAGGAGUUGGAUUCGGUCCUGGGGACGGAGAAGUGGAAAGUUCGUAAGGGUGAGGCGGAGGAUCCUUUCCAUAAGGUUGAUAAGAAGUUUAAGGGUAUGAAGGGGAAGAAGGUGGCUGAUGGUUUCUUGACUCGUGCACCAGCGGUGCAGCCAGCUAAGUCGAUUGACUGGUGA
Molecule: messenger RNA, 3246 nt
Organism: Penicillium mononematosum
Lineage: Eukaryota; Fungi; Ascomycota; Eurotiomycetes; Eurotiales; Aspergillaceae
Gene: niiA
Product: nitrite reductase niiA
Exons: 9
Coding region: 1-3246 (1081 amino acids)
Molecular function (GO): flavin adenine dinucleotide binding; 2 iron, 2 sulfur cluster binding; nitrite reductase [NAD(P)H] activity
Source: RefSeq, a predicted model, not a curated record